AUGUCCACCACGCCGCGCUCCCGCUCGCGUUCCAAACGUUCGACGACCAACCUCGGCGACCUCCGUCUGGCGCCCCUGUCGGCCAAAUUCGCCGACGACAGCAACACCACUCCGCCUGCAGUCAAGACGCCCACCGCCGACCAUGCCGACGCGACCUUUUCCCGCCAACAUCCUUCAUACCUACAAGGAAAGUCAGCACCAACCACCCCGGGCAUCCUCAGCCGUAGCUCUAGUCGAAAACAUCUCGUAGGCGGAGGACUGAGCCGCAAAAACUCCCUCUACAAUGAUGACGACGACAACAACGAUGAAUAUGAUGAAGAAGUAACAUAUGCCUACACCGGUACCCGUGAUCCUCGUAAACUUCGCCGAGGAAGCGCAGACACUGCCCGUGCAAUUCCCAAAUCCAACAGUGAAGCAACCCUCCUCCCCAACAAACCUCACUCCCCGACUCGAAGAUAUAAAUAUCCCGUCCGAAGACCACGCACUGGAGCCAGCACACCCGCUGCCGUGGAUGAAUCCUGGCUCAGUCAUGCCGGAGCUACGGCAUCAGCUCUCGUACAAGAGGGAAAGGGACAAUCGUGGCUCGCUUCGAGAGAAGUGGUUGCGAGACCUACGACAGAGAGUGAGGAGGAGGAAGAUGAUGAUCAGUAUGAGGAAAUGGCUGCUUUGAGCGCCAGUACGGCACAAUUACAUUUCGCGCCAUUCGAUGGGGGAAGUCCGGUCAGUACGAGGGUCAGUAGGUGGGGGAGUCGAUAUGGAAGUCGGAAUGCUAGUCGCAGGACAAGUCGAAGGGCAAGCCCUAGUGCCGGGACGAGGACACCAAGGCCUGGAGAUGGGAUGGGAUAUUUUGACGGUCAUGAGGUCGAGAUGAUGGGUAGGAUGGGCAAGGGGGAGGAGAGUAGUGAGAGUGAGAUUGAGAUUGAGCAGUUGGGGGAAGGCAGUUUUGGGCUGGGACCGCUUGUGGAUCGAUUGAUGGGGUUCAAUCCGUUUCGAGGGGAUGAUGGGGUGGAGAGUACGGAUGAUGAGGGGUAUAUGGGUAAGGAGAAUGAGGGGAGGGAUGAAGCGUUGCGGCAGAGGAGCGUGGAGCUGAAGCGGCGGAGAGAUGAAAAGGCAAAGCUGGCAGCGCAUCCACCGCCCGCUCCCAUGGGCCAGGGAGGGAAUGGAGAGGGCGAGGUGGGAGGGUGGAGUGAUGCGGCUUGGUUGUUGAGCGUGGCUACCAAGGCGAUGUUCUAA
Ramularia collo-cygni is the source of this 1233-nucleotide messenger RNA. RefSeq lists its product as uncharacterized. Lineage: Eukaryota; Fungi; Ascomycota; Dothideomycetes; Mycosphaerellales; Mycosphaerellaceae. The record is from RefSeq and is a predicted model, not a curated record. The transcript has a single exon. Bases 1 to 1233 code for a protein of 410 amino acids.